AUGUCCGUCGCUAUCACUACCUCGUCGGCCUCAACUCUCCUCCAUGAAGAGCCAAUUGCCUCCCCCAAUGCCUGCGGCGUGGGCCUAGAACUCGAUCAGGCCUCCGUGAGCUGCGUCCUCAAGCAGGAAGCCAUUUCUGUCACUCUCAAUGGCCCCGCCAUCUUCACAUUGUCUAUGACUCUGGCUCUCAUCAUCCACUUCUUCGAACCUAGGAUCGCCGAGACCCUUCUUGUCAUCAUCCCCAUCCUGCUGCUCGUGCGGAACGACUACCACAACUUCCUCGGCCUCGGACCGGGCGGCACACCGGCCACGUUCCAGGGCUACGUUCGAAUAGCCUGGCUGCGGCUCUGGGCACUCCGAGACCCCUUUACGGCGCCCGAGGCGAGGCCAAACAUCCUCCCGAAGCGAGGCAUCCUCCGCCAGGAUGGAGACCUCACCCGACUACCAUAUCGUCCCGGUCCCCGGCCCCAGGUCGCCGGCAUCGCGCCGCAGAGGCAGCUGGAUCAGCAUGGCACGGUGCCGCACUACCACGCCCUCCGCAAGACGUUGCAGAAGCUCGCGGCCGCGAACCCGGGAACAUUCGGUACCGCGAGGUCCUGUCUCGAGAAGCACGGCCUGGCACUGUUUGCGCGGCACCCCGUCAACGUUACGUGCAACGGCGAGGUUUGCCACGUCCACGACUCGGACCACAGCUUGCACAUGAACCUCCAUCCCGAAGACAUUCGAGAGGUGCUGGCCAAGGGCUGGGGCCAGCGGCAUCCGUUGGCGUGGAAGGGGACGUUGGUGAGGAUGCCCGUGCCGGAAGAGUUCGUCAUGGUAUAUGCUCCGCGAGAUGACCACGAGUUGAGAAUCGUGUGCAAGAUCAUUGAGGCGGCUAUAUGGUACGUCGUUUCCGAGCGAACAGACAUCCAAGCCGAGAGGGCCGCUUGA
This is a messenger RNA of Colletotrichum abscissum, 930 nucleotides long. RefSeq lists its product as uncharacterized. Lineage: Eukaryota; Fungi; Ascomycota; Sordariomycetes; Glomerellales; Glomerellaceae. The transcript is spliced from 2 exons. Bases 1 to 930 code for a protein of 309 amino acids. The record is from RefSeq and is a predicted model, not a curated record.